GGUCUCUGCAGGUUUACAGGAAAUACGAGUAUCAGGAAGUAGGGCUACAAACUUUUGUGAGUUUUGUUGUGUCGCCAAAAGUCACAAUUGUGGCGUUUAAAAUUUAACUCUGUUAAAGACCGGAUACACACUGUGUUCCAAGAAAAUCAGGUGUGAAAGCGUGUGAACGCCUCCUGCGUCUAAGUCUAAGGACCAGCUGAGGAGACCAUGAAUCGAGUCCCCCUGCAGCAGCCGCAGAGCUGUGGCCCCUGGGAGCUGAAGGAGCGGCUGGGCACCGGAGGCUUUGGGAAUGUCACAAGAUGGCAAAACAAGGACACAGAGGAGCAGAUCGCUAUAAAGCAGUGUCGUCAGGAGCUGAGCGAGAGAAACAAAGAGCGAUGGUGUCUUGAGAUCCAGAUCAUGAGGAGGUUGGAUCACAUGAACGUUGUUGCAGCCAGAGAGGUUCCAGAGGGUAUGCAGAAACUAGUAGCCACCAUUGACCUGCCUCUGCUGGCCAUGGAGUACUGCCAGGGAGGAGAUCUGAGGAAGUAUCUGAACCUUCUGGAUAACUGCUGUGGAAUGAGGGAGGGCUCCGUUCUGAUUCUGUUACGGGACAUUUCUUCAGCUCUGACCUACCUCCAUAAGAAGAGGAUCAUCCACAGAGAUUUGAAGCCAGAGAACAUUGUGCUACAGCAGGGAGAGAAGAGACUGAUCCACAAGAUUAUCGAUCUCGGCUAUGCUAAAGAGCUGGACCAGAGCAGCCUUUGCACGUCAUUUGUGGGAACACUGCAGUACUUAGCUCCAGAGCUCAUCGAGAGGCAGAGGUACACGGUCACUGUGGACUACUGGAGCUUUGGGACUUUGGUGUUUGAGUGCAUCACAGGAUUUCGCCCUUUCUUACCGACCUGGCAGCCAGUUCCCUGGCACAAUAAACUGAGGCUGAAGCAGGACGAUGACAUUGUUGUCUAUGAAGACCUCUCAGGGGAAGUCCGCUUCUCCAAACAUCUGCCCCAGCCCAACAACCUCAACAGUCUCUUAUUAGAGAAAAUGGAGAAAUGGCUGAAGCUGAUGUUAAAGUGGUCUCCUCAGGAGAGAGGCAAAGACCACGAUGCUACGCCCAGUGACUGCUUCUCCCAGUUGGAGCUCAUACUGCAGCUCAAGCUGGUUCAUGUCCUGAACAUGAUGUCUGCUAAGAUCCUGACAUACUCCAUCUCGGACGAGGAGACUGUGGCCGACCUGCAGCUGAGGAUAGAAAAAGACACUGGUAUCCCUGCAGCCAAUCAGGAGCUGCUGCUGGAAGCGGGAUUGGCCUUGGAGCCUAAUGGGCUGGCCACACAGUGUGCCAUAGAUUACACAGAAAUAGAUGGGCGACGGACAGACUUGCCCUUGGUCUUCCUGUUUGAUCGCUCCUCUUGCAGUUAUGAGCCCCAGUUUGCUCCUCGCACCCUCCCUGAAAAUAUCCGCUUUGUUCAAACUGACCCUAAGCACGUUCUGGCUUACAGCCCUCUGAGGAGGACAAGCGGCCAGGCAUGGCACACCAUCCGCUCCCUGAAGGAAGACUGGCAAAGACUGCAGCAGGGGCAGAAAGCUGCCAUCAUGAGCCUGCUGAGACACAACUCCUCACUGUCCAGACAAAAGAAUGAGAUGGUGUCCAUGUACCAGAGACUCACGGCCAAGCUGGACUUCUUCACCACCAGCCUUCACAUAGACAUGGACAAAUACCAGGAGCAGACAGCCACUGGGAUUGCGUCAGAGAAACUCCUCUGCGUGUGGAGGGAGAUGGAGCAAACUGCUGUCAGCUGUGGUCAGGCCAAGGUGAGUGAACUGGAGGAAGAGAUGAUGCAGCUGCAGCCAGACAUAGUGGAUGUACAGAGGCAGCCGUGGAGGAGUGGAGAGGCCCUGGACACACUAGAAGGAAAGGCCAUGGAACUGUUCCGCAAACUCAGAGAAAAGCCCAGAGACCAGAGAUGUUCAGGAGACAGUCAGGAGGUGGUGCGCCUGGUGGUUCAGGCUGUGCAGUUCUACGAGAGGAAGCUCAGAGACUUCUACACACACCUCAGUAAGACAGCUGUGUGCCGUCAGCGUGUGAUGGAGCUGCUGCCAAAGGUGGAGGGUGUAGUCCAGAAGAUGGCGGAGAGUGAACAAGUCCUGAUGAGUCUGCAGGAGAGGCGACAGAGGGAGCUGUGGAACCUGCUCAAAGUCGCUUGUAGCAAAGUUCGCAGCCCAGUGAGUGGGAGUCCUGAUGGAUUACGAACCCCCUCAUCAGUGCCGCCUCUUCUGACCCCCAGACACAGCUUACAGCAGCUUGAUGAGUCUCUUGUGGAGCAGAGCAGGACGUUUGAGAGUCGACUCCAGAGUUUGCUGCAUGACACCAUCCAGGAAUCAGAAAGCAGUAUGGAGAUGUUGAGGGAGUGGACGUGGCUGAAUGGAAGCCAGAGUUUCUCCAGUGACCUCUCUUAAAUUGGGUUUCAGUCUCUGAUUAUAUGUGGUACUGUGCUGCCUCAGUGUGGAUGGGAUGUCACACUACAUGGGGAUGUAGUACCAGCUGUUUUAUCUGACAAUGUGAAUGGAGUAAUAGCUGCUGGCACAUAUUUGCUUAAUGAGAUUAAAGGGUAGGUAAACCUACUCAUUGCCAAUAUUUAGAGCACUGAAGCCAAAUCUAACUCUGAUAAUAAUUUAUAUCAGAGGAUUAUUAUUUAUUUACUGUAAUGUAUUCAAUGGUUUAUUUAAACAAAUCAUUGAAUACAUUGGAGUAAAAUUGCACCUCAUUAUGCACAGAUCAACCAUUCCACUGAUUCUGUCAGAUGAUCCUACAAAAUUGUGUUUAAACUUAAACUGUUUGUAAAGUCAUAAUAUUCCCUCAGUCUUAGAGAAUGUGGAGAGGCUUGCAGACUGCACAAAGCUUCAAACUGGAUCUAUCUUGAAACAGCUGAAACACACAAAGAGCAAAUAUUAGCCUCAAAUUUACGUAUGAGAGAAUUGUGAAUGUAAAUGUGUUACAGAAUUGUAACCAGAAAUAUUUCCUGUCUUAGUUUUGAAACAACAUUAUUUAGUUACAUUAGUUUCAACAUAUUUGGUGGAGUUUUUAUUCAAAAACUACAGAUUGUAUUUUAAGACUUAAGCACAGUCUUCACAAGUAAAAAAUAAUGGGUUUUAGUUAUAUUCCUAUUAUAAGCAUCUCUGCCUUGAACAGUGUGUUAUUUCCCAAAAUGUAAAUGUGUAUAAGUUUUUCUGUUUCUCACUGGACCAUUAUUUUUAAUGCAAAUUUCAUUUUAAAAAGCCAAUCAUUGAACAUGGGAGACUAUAAUAACUGUGAACAUGAUCAUAUUUUUUUUACAUCCACUGAAAAAGAUAUGGGAGGUGGACACAAUAACAGGAACACCUGUACAAUAGGGUGCAGUCCAGUAACCCUGCAAUAAUGUAAAGAGUUGCAGAGCUUGUAAUGUUAAAUAUUAUAUAUAGAGAUUGGGUAUGUGGUGAUGUUUGUAGCCAUACUGAAGACAACACUAACAUAUCCCAUUACUCUCGUUUUGAUCCAAGAUAAUACACAUGGUUUAUGGUUUAAACCGUAAUUGGUUUUGAAACAUUAACUUGUUUUAUUGAAACUAUGCAAAUGCAAAAAAGUCACAUUUAUAGAUUUUUGUAAAACUGUGAAAACAGUUAGUAAAUUAACUACAUUUUAAUUGCACCUUGAUUGUAUUAUUGUGUUUUAGGUAUGACUGCUACUGCAACAUGAUGCUGUGCAGCUGCAUCAUGAUUUGCAUCAAAGCUGUGCCCAUCUUAAUUCCAAUUAUCGGAGGUAGUCUUUACUGUAUAUAGAUCAUACAAAGUGAGAGAUGUUACAUCAUCAAGUGUCUGUGAUAUCUUGAAUUUCUAUUUGUGUACAUACUCUAUGUUGUUAAGAUUGUAAUGUCAGAAUAAUCGACAUUUCUGUCAUCAUUUCUUUUUAAAAAAUUGGAUUUUGUAUCUUGAAUACAGUGUCUUAUUGUACUGUAAAUGAUCUUUUUCUUUGAUUAUUUUCCAUUUUUCUGAGAAUGAGGGCACAAGUUCUCUUCCUCCACUGUUUCAUGCCAACCAAAAAUGUAAAAAAAACAAAAAACAAAAAAAAACACCCAUUAAUAUAAAGUUUUACAUUCUUUAUUCCAUUAAUUCAAUAAAAUUAGUUUGAGGUCCUAACUGUCGACUAACUUUCCUAUACAAAGCACAGCACAGAUAAAGUGAAAUGUAGUGGGAAAGGUUGAACAGGUACAGGACACAAAACGAGACAAGACAAAGAGGUGACACAGAGCUCCAAAUUGCCAUCGGCCCUUUUUUUUUUUUUUUUUUUUU
Messenger RNA from Lates calcarifer (barramundi perch), 4308 nucleotides. It is a transcript of the gene ikbkb, whose product is annotated as inhibitor of nuclear factor kappa B kinase subunit beta. Lineage: Eukaryota; Metazoa; Chordata; Actinopteri; Centropomidae. Gene Ontology annotation, cellular component: cytoplasm; IkappaB kinase complex. The record is from RefSeq and is a predicted model, not a curated record. Gene Ontology annotation, biological process: tumor necrosis factor-mediated signaling pathway; positive regulation of transcription by RNA polymerase II; peptidyl-serine phosphorylation. Gene Ontology annotation, molecular function: protein binding; IkappaB kinase activity; ATP binding.